Molecule: messenger RNA, 561 nt
Organism: Ficedula albicollis (Collared flycatcher)
Lineage: Eukaryota; Metazoa; Chordata; Aves; Passeriformes; Muscicapidae
Gene: ZNF589
Product: zinc finger protein 589
Exons: 4
Coding region: 66-431 (121 amino acids)
Biological process (GO): regulation of DNA-templated transcription
Source: RefSeq, a predicted model, not a curated record
AGGCGGUGGAACGGAAGGUGGAUUCCCACUCCACCCGCCUGCUCGACCUGGAGGGUCGGACGGGGAUGGCGGAGAAGAAGCUGAUCGAUUGUGAGAAGACGGCGGCGGAGCUGGGGAAUCAGCUGGAGAGCAAGUGCGCGGCGCUGGGCACCCUCAUCCAGGAGUACGGGCUGCUCCAGCGGCGCCUGGAGAACAUGGAGAACCUGCUGAAGAACAGGAACUUCUGGAUCCUGCGGCUGCCCCCCGGCAGGAAGGGGGAGGUGCCCAAGGUGCCGGUGACCUUUGAUGAUGUGUCCGUCUAUUUCAAUGACAAGGAGUGGGAGAAGCUGGAGGAGUGGCAGAAGGAGCUCUACAAGAAUGUGAUGAAGGGGAACUACGAGUCUCUGAUCUCCUUGGAUCGAGCAAGGGGAGGAAUCGCGGGGCAGGAAUGAGCAGGACCUGGAGGAGAGUGAGAUCAUUACUGAUGCCACGGCAGCUGGAAUAAGGGUUGUGAUCAAAACGGAGGAGCUCCUUCCUGAAGACAGCCCUGAGAACCCCGAGCUGCACGGGAUGUCGGGGCAG